Molecule: messenger RNA, 1559 nt
Organism: Ceraceosorus guamensis
Lineage: Eukaryota; Fungi; Basidiomycota; Exobasidiomycetes; Ceraceosorales; Ceraceosoraceae
Exons: 5
Coding region: 287-1276 (329 amino acids)
Biological process (GO): N-acetylglucosamine metabolic process
Cellular component (GO): cytoplasm
Source: RefSeq, a predicted model, not a curated record
UCCACGGGUCGUAGGUGCUCUCAGCUACGGCACCACUCGUGACUCACGAUUCCAACUCAUCUUGAUUUGUGAUCACGAUGGCAUGCGGAAGAGCAAAAUGCAGUGAUAGACGGCAUCCUACUUCUGUCCAUACAAAGCUGAUGCGCAUACACAAGCUGUCCAGCAUCUGACUCACGACGGUCCGUCCGCCCUUCCCCUCCUUUUUCUCUGCUUCUGGCUACAGCGCGAAACGGAUCAAUCGCAGCAUUGAAGCCGAGCACAUCCACCCAGCGGCUCCAGAACAAUUAUGUCUGCCGCAUCAGGUAGCGCAGUGCGCCUGCUGACCACCACCUCGCGCAUUCUCCCACCCGUGCCCGCACUCGGAGAAGCCCAUUCAGCUUCCGCUCGAGCGGUUCUCAGACCUCGACUGAUAGAGAUGCUUCAAUCUCAGGGGCUAGAGCUGGAUGAAACCAUUGGCGAAGGGCUCUGGUCAGGACCUCGAGGUCAAGAACAUGCAGAGCGUCAUGACGACGAAGAACUCAUGGCUUGGCACCUGGUGGGCGAAGUCUGCGCAAAUGGUGAUCUGGAUCGACUGGUGCGAUUGAAAGCGUGCGACAGAGCCUACUUGGAAUGGGCCAAGCCCAUCCGCAAAAAAUGGGGCGGUCUAGAGAAUUACAUUCGAGUUGUUCGUCUCGGCUGGCCCAACCCUGAAGCCCCCCUGCCCGCAUACCUUUCGAAGACGACCGGAAAUGAUGAGGGCGCUCGAGCAAGUGAGGCGAAGGUGAUUCUGCAGCAGGAUUACUUUCUCGACACGGAUGAUGAGACGUUGGUCAGACGAGUACCCAACGAUUGGCCCUACGCCAUACCUGAAGAUUGUGAGCAUUGGGUAGUGUGGUCUCGGAAGGAAAUCUACACGCGGUCGCUCUUCUUUGCUCCCAAUCCGCCUUGGCAGCAAGACGAACCCUUCAAGGGUGAACUAUGGUCCGCCAUCGUCAAAGAUGGUAUUCGAGGGCACACAGGCUCUUCGUCCAAUUCGAACUCGACAAAGUACACAGGCUGGCGAACACUCGAGCAUCUGCAAGAAAGCUUGGCCGCCACGGCCACACAAGCUGAAAUUCGCGAGCUAGCAGAAUCGGCGCAGAGCUGGACGGGCAGGGAAGUGUCCAAGUACGUCAAGAGGACGUGGGAUGAGAAGCAGUGGGAGACAAACUGGUUUUGCAAUCCGCCUCAUUUGAGAACAGUACCAGGCCUCAGUCACUUUCAUGUCAUUUCCAGAAGGAAGGUUGUCGCUAGCUGAAGCCCACGACCCCCAAUAGAACACGAGAAGCAAGCGCAUCUCGGGCUAGGCGAAGUUCACACGACCCGAUACACGGCGGAUUGCGUGGAUUGUUGUUGUACAGACGAUAUGUGAGCAACGCGAGGCUAUGUGAGAACGUAGUUUCCGCUAGUGAAAAUAUCUACGAGGCAGACUGGUCCUCUUCAAAAGUAGUAGAAUCUCCAAUUUCCUCUCUAUCAUUUCUCCUCUCCUGUCUGAUUUCCUGCUUGACGCUAUGAAUGGCAACUUCAAUUUGCGGGGGCAA